AUUGAUAUUUUAUUCUACUCCCAAUCUCGUUUUGAGUGCGCUGUAUAUCGUAGCUGAAAUUGAGAGAGAAAGUUAAAGAGAUGCAUCUAUGGCCGUCUAUGAGAUUGAGGGAUUCCUUCAAGCUCAAUUACUUGAAGAAACUCGAAUGGAACCUCCACAGAAUGGAGACGUCUGAGAAGCAGCGGCGAGAAUCUCAAAGCAGCGAAAGUAGCAGCAACCAGCAAAAGCUUUUGGACGAUGAUAAUAGCGAUACUCAAUCUGAUAAUUCAAAGGUUUCCGGUAAAGGAGGAGGGCGAUUUCUCGUGCUUUGUAGAGACUUGCUCAUGGUCCUUUCUUGCUGCUACUGCUGUUUCUGUUGCGGAGCCUGUGUUGCCGAAGAAGAGGACUGAUGAAGCUAAAGCAAGAGCAUCCAAUCGUGCAAUAAAUAGUUGUAGUGAUGUACAGAAGAACGUGUCAUUGAUCAUAAAAGCGCAUUCUGUUAAGUCUCUCAAUUGUUUUUCCAUUUACCGUGUAAAACAGAAAACUAUCUUCAUGCAAAUAGUGUUUGUCAAAAGGUUGGUUGGUUGGUUGUUAUAACAGAAACUUUCUGCAGUACGUCUCUUACCUCUCGGUGUGUGUUGAGUAUGAGUUUGCACUGUUUUCACC
Messenger RNA from Ipomoea nil (Japanese morning glory), 645 nucleotides. RefSeq lists its product as uncharacterized. The record is from RefSeq and is a predicted model, not a curated record. The coding region runs from base 81 to 389 and encodes 102 amino acids. NCBI's taxonomy places the organism in Eukaryota, Viridiplantae, Streptophyta, Magnoliopsida, Solanales, Convolvulaceae. The transcript has 2 exons.